Schistosoma mattheei is the source of this 1985-nucleotide messenger RNA. Lineage: Eukaryota; Metazoa; Platyhelminthes; Trematoda; Strigeidida; Schistosomatidae. The record is from the annotation of a GenBank genome assembly.
UUUUAAUGUGUAGUCACCCGUUGCGUCAGACCUACACUCUUGGCGUCGUCUUUCUUUGGAUUCUAAUUCCAAGUUAGAUUACUGGGUGCCCAUCCUGUUUCAUGGUUGAAGGCUGUAAUCAUCCACAGGCAGAUGGUAGUUGGUGUCAUCGAAAAUGGCUAUCAACAUCAAUCGAGAGGUUGAAGAUACCUUUUACAGGUAUAAAAUGCCGAAACUUACUGCCAAGGUAGAGGGCAAAGGGAAUGGUAUUAAAACAGUCAUCGUAAAUGUGUCAGAUAUCGCCAAAGCAUUGUACCGAAAACCAAUUUAUCUCACUAAGUUUUUCGGGUGUGAGCUAGGGGCUCAAAUCCAUGUAGACGAGAAGAAUGAACGCUAUAUCGUUAAUGGUGCUCAUCAAGCAGAGAAAUUGCAGGAACUACUAGAUGGUUUCAUUAAAAAGUUUGUGUUGUGCCAGAGCUGUGGGAAUCCGGAGACUACCAUGCACGUCAACAAACGAGGAGGUACAGUUGCUACAACAUGUAAAGCAUGUGGCAGUCAGGGACAACUGGACGUUACUCACAGACUGACCCAGUACAUAGUCAAAAACCCUCCAGAACCAGAAGCUACUCCAGCUAAAUCUAAGCAAAAGAAAGGAAAGAAGACGAAAGGUGAAAAUGAAGCAAACCCUAAUGGAGAUGAGAAUAGUCGCAGCAGUCCUGUUAAUGCUGAUGAAGAUAAUGAAGAUGAUGACUGGCUAGAGGACACUACUGAGGAAGCGCGACGCCAGAGGAUCAACACUUUAUCAGCCAUGGCAAAGUCCCUUGCUUUAUGUGACGACGUGGAGCGCUCUGAAACGGAGAGAGCAGAUAUUUUCUACAAACACUUGUCACAAAUGCAUCAGAAUGACAAAGUCCUGGCAAACCGUAAAGAGGUGAAACUGGAAGCCGACCGUCUUAAUCUUGGUCCACGUGCCGUGUUGGUUAUCGCAGAGGUGUUAUUUAAUAACCCAUCUACUAUUCUGAAUGAUAUUAAGAAAUAUGCCUCACUAUUACUUUUGUUCACUCGGUCGGGUGAAGAUCAGAAACGAGCCCAAAUGUACACAUGGGGUGCCAUGGCGAAGCUUAUCGAAAGACAUUCGGACCAAAAUCUAAUAGAUAAGGCGUGUCAUCUUCUUAAGACAUUGUACGAUUGCGACGUUAUCGAGGAAGACGUUAUUUUGGAUUGGUACGACAAAGGACCUUCAAAAAAAUUUGUAUCUCGCGAGUUAAGUGCAAAAAUACUGGCUCGCUGCUCUCCUAUGGUGACAUGGUUGCGACAAGCUGAAGAGGAAGAGUCGGAAAGUUCUGAAGAGGAGUCUGAAGCUAAUAACCACACAAUUACUCAACCUAUUAAUGGGUCAAACAGUGCCAAGGUUCCUGCCACUAAUGUGACGGAUGAUGAAGAUGACGAUGUGGACAUAGAUGCUAUAUAAAACGUCACACCAAACCGUGUUGAACUACUGAGCUACCAAGCUUUAACCCGUCUCUGAUUCCUAAUUUUUUGUUGUCGUUUUCUAAUAAAUAUAUUCCUGCCUGGUAAUUUAAAAGGCGAGUUCUUCGGUUUGUGCGUUGUUACUGUGAGGAGCCUGUUAGACUGCUCGAACGUUCAGUGUGGUCCAUUGAGUAAUGUAUUACCGUUCACUAGGUGGGUUGCGGAGUUAUGUUCCUUGGGUCGAGAGAUGUGUAGUGCUAAUUAUGGUGUACUUUGUAAUGCUUUUUUUGUGCGUGGGACUUAUUGCGUUGUCCGGCCACGUGACGUGGCUUUCUGGUCGUAAAAAUAUAUGGGGGGGGGGUACGCCUGAUGUGUUAACUGCAAAGAAAUAAGGUGGGUUAGACAACAGCUCACUGGAGGGGGGUUAGUUCGCCACUUUCCGUGAGGACAGUGUACACAUCGCGACGCCGACUUACCGUAUAUACGUGUUGUCUUGGUCCAUUUCACUCCUGAGGUUAAGCCUGCGUUAUAUUUAU